Molecule: messenger RNA, 2785 nt
Organism: Tachysurus vachellii
Lineage: Eukaryota; Metazoa; Chordata; Actinopteri; Siluriformes; Bagridae
Product: butyrophilin subfamily 1 member A1-like
Exons: 5
Coding region: 55-894 (279 amino acids)
Source: RefSeq, a predicted model, not a curated record
CUUAGACAAAGAAGCUUCUAGCGUCGUCUUACGAUACACAGUCUAUUAGGGAAAAUGCUUUGGUGUGUGACUCUUAUUCUUGUCAGCUUUACUGAAUCUCGAUCAGAGAGUUUACAGGUUAUUGGUCCAGAAGCUCCUCUUGUUGCUGUAGCUGGUGAAGAUCUGGUUCUGCCCUGUUUUAUCAAACCCAACACCAGUGCUGUGGACAUGACAGUGGAGUGGUUCAAACUGGAUGUAAAGGACUCAUUAGUGCAUCUCUAUAGGGAUCAUGAAGACAAAAAUGAAGAUCAGGUUCAGUCCUAUACAGGAAGAACAUCACUGUUUAAAGAGGAGCUACAGAAAGGCAACACUUCACUCAAACUGUCAGAUCUCAGAGUCUCUGAUGAAGGAGAAUAUAAGUGUCUUGUUGAGGACAAACGAGUUUUGUUCUGGUACGAUGACAUCAUUGUGAAGGUCAUUGUAGAGGUUCUAGGAAGCCACCCAGUGAUAAUGAUGGAGAGUUUUGAUAACUCAGGAGGGAUUAAUCUAGUGUGUGAGUCCAGAGGCUGGAAACCUGAACCUGAUGUUCUGUGGCUGGACAGAGAAGGAGUCACUCUGACUGCUGAAGAUACACAGAUACACAGAGACACUGAGGGCUUCAGUGUGAAAAGCCACAUCACUGCUUAUGAUUAUAGCGACUCUAACAGGUUUUACUGCAGACUUCAGCAAAAACAUCACAUGAUGGAGACAGAGAUUAUCAUCGAUAGUAAAGUCUUUGAUGCUUGGAAGUGGAUUGUUGGGAUUUCAGUUUCAGCAUGUCUUAUUGCUGUUGGAUUGAUCGUAACUGCAGUUGUUUGUCACAAGAAAGAACUGCAGAGACAGAGACUGAGUGUGGAAUACGGUAAUUACACCUGAUUUUAUAAAAAUUUAGGAUUUUCUGUGAGUGUAAUAUUUACAGUUCCCUCCAAAUGUGUUGGGUUGUAAAGUCAAUUGUAUUUUGCUCUACACUGAACACUGGUUUGAGAUCAACAUGUGAACAUGCAACAAUAGAUCAGAUUUUCAGCCUCCUGACAUUUACAGCUAGAUGUGUUAAACAACUCAGAAAAUGGCACCUUUUGUCUGAACCUGUGUCUUUUCAAGUGAUAGAAAUGAUUGAAAUGUGACUGAUACGUGUCCCUUGUUGCCCAAAAGUGCACUGUUAGAUUGAUUCACGAUGAAGUACAGAGAUGAGCUACAAAAGUGAUGGAAUGGAAGAAAGGAUCUUCUCAUGAUCCAAAACAUAUGAGCUUAUCUGUGAAAAAUAGCGUCAUGACUUGGGCUUUCAUGGCUGCUUCUGCACUCACUAAUCUUUAUUAAUGAUGUAACUCAGGAUGGUAACAGCAGAAUGAAUUCAGAUGUUUACAUUCUGUCGGCCAAUUUACAGAGAAAUUCGCCCAGUCAUAUUGGAAGGAACUUCAACAUUCAGCAAAUGACCCAAAACACACUGGCAGCAAAAUACUGGACUUAAUCAGGGGGAAAAGUGGAAGGUUUUAUAUUGGCCAAGUCAAAAACCAAACCUUAACCAAACUGAGCAACAUUUCACCUCCAUUUCACAGCCAAAACUAACAAUAACUGAAAGAAGCUGCAAUACAAAUAUUGAAAGCAUCACAAAAGAAAAAUGCAGCAAAUGAAUAAAAGAUGUAAUUUUUGUACAUUAUUGUAUAUAUUUUGUAUAUAUGAUGUGUUUAACGUUACUUUAUUUGGACUAUAUUGUCAUUAAACUACAUGUUUUCACAGAGUUAUUAAAGAAGAAGCAGUAUGCAGGUAAGAAUAAUUCUUUACACUUAAAGGCCCCAGAUUAAAACCAUCCUAACUGUAAUAAUACAGCACAGAACUACCCACUUUUAGGGCUUUUGUUGCCCCACAUUGCUUCCACAUGCUCCUCUGCUUUCAGGUGCGAAUCCACACAGGAUGCAAAACAAACAUAGAGACAGAGACAUAAGCAGGUCAAAGUCACAGCACAAACCUCAUAACACAAGCAGGUAGCAACAAGUAGCCAAAGUACAAUAAUAGUCCACCAGCGCAGGUCUUUAAUCCACGAUGGUCACUGUCCAUAAACAGGAAAUAAUACACACACGGGAAAUAAUCCACGGGGAAAAUGGGAGAGCAAAAAUAGUGAAGAAAAAAAACAAACAGAAAAAACACCAGAGCCGAAAACCAAAACAAAGUGCAGCAGCAAAAAGAGCACGACUGAAGUCCACAAAAACAGGUGAAACAAAAAGGAAAAGUAACUCCAACCUGGUAAAAGUCCACUCGGGCAAACAGCAGCGAGUCCCUGAGAAAUAACUAGAACAGGAGGACGGUGAGAAAACUCACAGAUCACGACGUAACUGUAGAGAGAUCAUCUGGUGAAAAUCACACAGAAACACUUAAACAGCGCUGCCGGGAUUCAGUGGCUGCUGACCGGUAAGUGACGUCACCAAUGACCGCCGCAAACUGGAACUCCGGAGGAAUCCGCUGACAUCAAGUCAAUAUUCACAUCUAUUUUUUUACUGUUCACUAAUUCACAUUCAAUAUUACAGUGUUUCAGCAUAGAAAAGUCAAGUUUAUCGUCCGUGUUACUCAGUGUUAGGUAAAGACAAUCGAGCCUGGAGCAUGUUGUACAGUUUUGUGUCCUGACAUUAAAUAAACACACAAAGGUUUUAGUACAAAUUACAGACUUGGAGUAAAUCACUGUUCUUUCCCCUUCAAUGUUCAGCUUUAUGAUUGGAUUGAAUUCAGCUUCACUGGAUGAUGAUUUAAUAUUUUUACCUGUUUACUCAUAUCA